Trichogramma pretiosum is the source of this 1833-nucleotide messenger RNA. It is a transcript of the gene PIG-Q, whose product is annotated as phosphatidylinositol N-acetylglucosaminyltransferase subunit Q. Gene Ontology annotation, biological process: GPI anchor biosynthetic process. Lineage: Eukaryota; Metazoa; Arthropoda; Insecta; Hymenoptera; Trichogrammatidae. The transcript is spliced from 6 exons. The record is from RefSeq and is a predicted model, not a curated record. Bases 145 to 1734 code for a protein of 529 amino acids. Gene Ontology annotation, cellular component: membrane; endoplasmic reticulum.
CAGUACAUAGAAUAAGUGGUGCGAGGUGCGUGCGUGCGACCGUGGCAGAAGCCAGCCUGAUGUUAUUCACGAAUAUCAGCUGAUGUCAACGAGGUGUUUACAUCCACUCAUAUGAAUUGAAAAUGUAAUCGACAAUUGUACGAAAUGACCAAGUCGCUGCUGAUCUUCGUGCCGGCCGACUUUUAUCUGGAGGCCGGCUGCAUAUACGGGGAAUUGGUGCCGAGCAACGACGACGUUGACAACCUCGAUGGCGAAUACAAAUUUUUCGUUCUCGGUGUCCGAGACAAUGUGCAGCAGCUCAAAAAGGAAUACCCUCGAGGCGACGUUGUGCCGCUCGGCUAUUAUUACGGCCGGGAAAAGCGUCGAGAGUACUGGGACAAAAAGUUGCCGUGCUGGAUCGAGAUGUUCUUGUCGCCGCAGAGCAGCAACAAUUACGAUUAUUGCCUGCGAAGCGUCAUUCUGAACAAUCAAAAGAUCGACUUGAACAAUUAUCAUUCGAAGAUUGUACUCUACGAUCGAGACUAUUUGUUAAAAACGGAACUGUACACGGAAAAGUAUCCAGCAGAUCAGUUUCUCGAAUUGCGCAACGUUUUGACUAGGGAUGAGUCAAGGAAAAAAAGCCAAAAACAAUAUACUUGGUUUGGCUGGAUAAGAGCCUACUUGUUUAGCUUGCUAGUCUUGAGUUUAUUGCAUCCGGUGUCGUGGAUCGCUGGAAUUUUAAAAGCUCUCAGUCCAGGCAUCAGAUUUUCUUUUCUUGGCUUACAUUUAAUCAAAUGGUUCGAAAGUGCUGAGUGGAUGUUGAGAACACUUAUAAAGAAUAAAAGAUUUACUUUAAAAACCACCAAUUAUCUCAUUGCCAUGACAAUUGAUGCUGUACUAGGAUACUUAUCCAUAAAAUUUAUACUUCACAUUGUUGAAGAUUCAUCAUUUUAUGAAAUUAUAUAUUUUGAACGGAAUGUAGUAGAUUAUGUUAGAAAUCUUAUAGGCUGGUUAAUGGGAUCACCAGCAGGCCUGAAGUUGAAUCGCCCAUUGAAUAAUAUAUUAGGAGAAUUUUUUUUAUACCACUUACAUUUAUGGUUGUCAUUUUUACUAGCAGUAAAUCCUGUAAUGGAAUUUGGUUUUGCAAUUCUUUUAUUUUUUGGCAAACUUGGAAUAACAUGUCAAAUGGCUAUUAUUGCUGAUCUUUUAACACUUGUGAGCUUUCACACUUAUUGCAUUUAUGUCUAUGCACAAAGGUUAUUUGCUUUACAAUUACAAGGACUCAUAGCAUUAUUCAGAUUAUUUCUUGGUAAAAAGAAAAACCCUCUAAGAAACAGAGUAGACUCUUGUGAAUACGAGACUGAUCAGUUAUUUAUUGGUACUUCAUUGUUUACCAUUUUAUUAUUUUUGAUGCCCACCAUCUGGGUUUAUUAUUUUGUUUUUUCAACUCUUAGAGUUAUCAUGAUUGGUCUUGGUGGUUUCCUAACAAGAUUAAAAUUUUAUCUACAAAUCAUGCCAAUUUAUGUUUAUUUUAAAUGGCUCUUUUGUACUAAAGAAACAACCGGUUCUAUUGGAAUUCAAUUACUGAAAAGACAAGUAAAAGGUCCUACAAUUUUGAAAACCAAACCUGUAAUGGCAUCAUGGAGCAUAACAUGGAAAAAAUCUAUUCCAGAUACAUUCAGCUUACACCCACCCAUUGAAUGGAAUAGAAUAAUCAGUGAUUUAAUUUGGGGAAAAUUAUUAUAUCCUCUAUAGUCUAUCAGUUGUCUAUUAUAGUGUAGAUUAUGUAUUAUAUGAGAAAUGUAAAAUUAUAUAUAUUUUUAUGUCAAUAAUAAAAAGUGUACGUCAAAUAAG